AAGCCGACAGUAGUUGUAACCAACAUUUGUGACAUUUCAACUCUCCUCUUGCUGUCAGAACAUCCAGUUAUCGGGUUACAAGUACUCGUCACAUGAGAUGGACACGGGACGUCACCUUGACUCCGAGUUAGAUCUGGAGCCGUCGCCGUGCGUGUGCGCCCGUCCCGGCUCCAGUGUGCUGUGUGGCUGGUGCGAUGAGAGGGGGAAGCGACGCCACCGACACUCCACUCGGAGGAAGAGUUCCGUCGCACCGAGACAAAUGAGAAGACGUUCUGCCGCAUACUCUCAAGGCGGGAGGCAGGAGCUGCCGCCUGGCUCAAAGCCGUUCGUGCAUCACCAGGACACACAUAAGUACAUCGAGGAAUACCGGGCCAGUCGGCAGGGUUCUGCUACGGAACUAGUGCGGGUCACUACGCCAUCGGUGAGGAUGAAACCCAGGGUGAUAGAAGUGUGCAGGACUCCCAGGUCCGGAUCCCGGGUAAAGAGGACGCAGUUUCUACCUCCGAACAUCAUUACAUUUCAGGUGUUCUCCGAGGAACCCACGCCUUCCUCACCACAACUGUCUGUGCCAAGUCACGGCCAACACAAUAAACACCCAAUCAGGGAGGUCAUACAGAAGACGGAAAGUUUUGCUAAGAGGAAUUUUCCGAAAGGUAUGCACUACGCAGGUGGGGAGCGGUUAUCUGCCACACCCUCGUCCCGAUCCCAGACCGCCAGAGCUUCUGGUCGCCAAAGCACCCAGAGCGAAGCUCCAAGUGACGUCAUCUUCCCACCAAGAUGGCGACCACAGUACCUGACUUUCAAGGACAUAUAUUCCCUGACUGGCUGUAAGAGUGUUUAUUACUGAGGAGGAAAGACACAAGGACAAACAUAGAAAUUUCCCAUCUAUUCAGUAUGAUAGUUCCUUACAAUUGUUUUGCCAUUUUGAUACCAAUGUUUAUACAGAUUUUUGUGAGUAUUAAUAAGAAUCAGUGCAAAGCACUGCACUGCGAACUGAUACGAAAACAACGUGCUGAUUCAAAUACACCAAUGUAGUAAAUUGCAGGUGCAUGACAAUUCAGAUUAUCUUUGUGAUCCCUUUGAGAAUAGAAGUGGAAAAAACACUAUAAAACGCAAUAAACA
Branchiostoma belcheri (Belcher's lancelet) is the source of this 1122-nucleotide messenger RNA. RefSeq lists its product as uncharacterized. NCBI's taxonomy places the organism in Eukaryota, Metazoa, Chordata, Leptocardii, Amphioxiformes, Branchiostomatidae. The record is from RefSeq and is a predicted model, not a curated record. The transcript is spliced from 2 exons. The coding region runs from base 98 to 847 and encodes 249 amino acids.